AAACACAUCUAUAAAAUGCGGGCCAAAUUUGGGCUGCUGCAUCAUCAACUGUUUCUAUCUUCAUAUCGCAUUCAUCACAUUGAACACGAUAUGGAGAUCGCUAAAGGCAGUUCCUUCUUGAUUAUCAGUCUGGUGCUUAUCUCAAGUUUGAUCCAAGCCCAGGCUUAUUAUUCUCUCUACUGUGGUCACAAAACCAGAUGCUCUGGAAAGUACAUCAGAUGCCCCACUGAAUGCCCCAGCAGCGAAUCAUCUGAUCCUCAGGCUAAAGUCUGCUUCAUUGACUGUGACAAGCCUGUUUGCAAGGCUGUCUGCAGAAAACGAAAACCGAACUGCAACGCACCAGGAUCAGGAUGCUACGAUCCUCGAUUCAUAGGCGGAGACGGCAGGGUUUUCUACUUCCAUGGCAAGAGCAACGAACACUUCGCCUUGGUCUCCGACUCCGACCUUCAGAUCAACGCCCGAUUCAUCGGACACAGACCGGCCGGUCGAGGCCGAGACUACACUUGGAUCCAAGCCCUUGGCAUCCUCUUCAAGUCACAGACUUUCUCGCUCGAAGCCAGCAAGACUUCACAGUGGAACGACGACGUCGACGAUCUUCUCAGGUUCACCUACAACGGCAACGAUCUACUCCUGCCGGAAGGCACCCUCUCUAGCUGGAGCUCUCCAGAACACGAGAUCAAGGUAGAGAGAGUGGCGAACAAGAACAGCGUGAUGGUGACGAUUAGGGACGUGGCUGAAAUUCUGGUAAACGUGGUGCCAGUGACGAAGGAAGAUGACAGGAUUCAUAACUACCAGUUGCCUUCAGAUGACUGCUUUGCUCACUUGGAAGUUCAAUUCAGGUUCGUGAAGUUGUCUGCCGCCGUUGAAGGAGUGCUCGGGAAGACAUACAGGCCAGAUUUUGAGAACCCGGCGAAGCCAGGAGUGGCGAUGCCAGUGGUCGGAGGCGAAGACAAGUAUAGAACAGCCUCUUUGCUUUCUGCAAGCUGUGAGUCAUGCCUAGUCUGGCAGAAACAUUCAUCGACUGAGAAAGAAGCCGAUAAUGCAGUGGCAGAGGGUGCCACUCUUGACUGCAGCAAGUUCUCUCAUGGUCUUGGAAUUGUCUGCAAGAAAUGAAUAUGCAAGUCGUGUGAGUCUCGAAAGCUGGGUUGAAGUGAAAUCUCUAAUAAAUUAAUCAAUAUACAGUACCUGAUUCUUUAAUGUUUGCUCUAAGCUGAUGCUGCUACAUCAGUUUGCUAUGUUAUGUAACUCAUGUCCAGUGCAUGGGGUAAGAUUUAAGUUUAUUUGAAUAAACUAUUUGCGUUUUUAUAUCA
Molecule: messenger RNA, 1310 nt
Organism: Prosopis cineraria
Lineage: Eukaryota; Viridiplantae; Streptophyta; Magnoliopsida; Fabales; Fabaceae
Exons: 2
Coding region: 16-1113 (365 amino acids)
Source: RefSeq, a predicted model, not a curated record